AGUGUCCGUGCGUGAUGGUGUAGUCCCGUGUCUCCCUGACAUGUGCCUUCCCAGACAUUUACCAUGAUAUCUACUGUGAACUGGAUAGAUACAGGUUAAAUUAACUGUUAGAAAGAGGAGCAAUCAUGGCGAAUAUAAAGGUGGCGGUGCGCGUCCGGCCGAUGAGUCAGAAGGAGACGUCAACAGGAGGGCGUCACGUGGUCCAUGUACAAGACAACAGCGUCUCCAUCACUAACAUCAAGGUCCCGGUUGAGGGCAGCGCCGACCAUAGGGAGCGGAUACGACACUUCGCCUUCGACUAUGCCUACGAGCUCGGCAAGGGCGACGAAGACCAGGGAGGCAACGCCAAGCCCAGGGGAGACGCCAAGUCCAAGGACUCCCGAAGACCCAGCAGGAAGGACAGUAGGAGAACCACCGCCACCAGUAGGAAGACCUCCAGGAGUCAUGACAGGGCCAAGGACAUCGGUACUGAAGGAAAGAGUGAAGAACCAAAAGAAGUCAAAAAUGAAGAACAGAGAGAAGGCAAGAGUGAAGAACAGACAGAAAUCAAGAGUGAACAUCAGAGUGAAGAACAAAUUCAAGAGAAGACUGAGCACCAGGAAGAUAACAAGAGUGAAGACCAAAGGAGUGUAAAGAGUGAGGAUUUGAGGGCAUUCGACGUUGAGAACCAGAGUAGUAGUCGUAAAGAGCAGAGAAAGAGGAAGAGUCGAGACAGCGAGAGUGAAAACCACCUUGGAGUCUUAGUAGAAAACCAGAGUGAAGACCUAUGUGAAACCAAGAGUGAAGUCAGUAGGGCCGUGAGUGAAGCCCAGCCCGAGGACCUCAGUCACGAAGGCCAGAGUGAAGGGAAGGACUACACCGGGAACGCUAACUGGGACCAGGAGAGAGUAUAUCGUGAGCUGGGUCGGGAAGUGGAAGCGGCGACGGUGUACGGUUACAACGCUUGUGUGUUGGCGUACGGCCAGUCAGGCUCCGGCAAGACAUACACCAUCCUGGGUCACAAGGAGGCGCCCGGGUUAGCACCAAGGAUGUGCCAGGGAUUGCUCACUCGCCUGCAGGAGAGGUACAGCCCUGAUGACCUGUGUGCUCAGGACUUCACUCUCUCCCUCAGCCUGGUUGAGAUCUACAAUGAGCGUGUUCGUGACCUGCUGACAGAUUGUGACCCAGGAAAGACUUUGCGUGUCAGGGAACAUCCUCACACAGGCCCCUACGUUGAUGGUGUGACGCGCCACCCGGUAACUGAUACGGGUGUUGCGUGGUCAUUACUAGAGCGUGGGCGGGCAAGUCGUAGUGUAGCCUCUACAGCCUCUCAUGCACACUCCUCCAGGUCACAUGCCUUGUUGACCUUGGAUGUGACUCAGCCAGCAGCACACACUCGUUCUACUCUCACCUUGGUUGAUCUAGCUGGGAGUGAACGAGCCAAUGAAGAAGUGGACAAGGCACGCCUAACUGAGGGUGCCAGCAUUAAUCGUUCCCUUGUGACACUUGGCAAUGUCAUAUCUGCAUUAGCUGAACGUGGAGCGGCAAUAGGCUCGACCAUAGCUGGAUCUCUGCUCGGGUCUAACCUCUCCCUGAACAGCACCUCUUCCCGCCCCACUUAUGCCCACUCUCACUCUACUACGGCAAUGACUGAAGGAAUGCCUGCACACAGCCAGAGGAGGAGUUCAAGAUUACCAUUUAUACCUUACAGAGAUUCUGUCCUCACCUGGCUACUGAAGGACACUUUAGGUGGCAAUGCUAAAACUUUAAUGAUUGCAACUGUAUCCCCCUCCAGUACUAGUUUUGCCGAGAGUGUUUCCACACUUCGGUAUGCCACCCGUGCACGUUGCAUUGUCAACAUGCCUGUGGUGAACCUUGAUACUGGAACAGCCACCAUUAGGAGCCUAAAGAGAGAAGUAGCUGCUCUAAGAAGAUUAUUGUGUGAUGCCAAGCCAUCAAUUAUGAAGCCACUUGGAACAAGCAAAACAACUUUACUGGACAUCAUCUCCCAUGCAUCUACCUCAGAUCUUACAAGAGAUUGGAUUGAGCACCUACAUAAAGAACAAUCAAAAGACCACAAGAGAGUUAGAAGAAAAAGUGCUCCUGUUGGUCGCAGCUCAAGUAUCAAACAUGGCUUGAACCGUUCGACUUCAUCAAUUAGUAGUACAGAAGCCGUUCAGAGUUCGUGUGGCCCACGCGAUAUUAUUGUUGAAACAGAGUUGCCUUAUUUGCUCAACACCCUUGAUGACACUCAUUCUUCCAGCAUUAUCAUAUAUCAUAUUCAGAAUGGUGCCUCUGUUGUUGGCUGUGGGGACAAUGCAGAUAUAUAUGUUGUUGGUUCAGGUGUGUCUUCAUCUCACUGUAGUCUGAUCCAUGCUCGUGGUGCUGUCACUCUCAGAUGCCUCACAGGAUGUGAGGUGGAGGUGAGUAGUGAAAGAGUUCUAGAAGGUGGGGCGAGACGUCUUCGAGAUGGCGACACUCUUACCAUUGGCUCCCGCUCCUUUACUUUUCAUGCACCAACAAGAAUACGGCCACGCUCAAACUCUUGUCCUCGUCGUGAGAUCGGGGCGAGGAGUCCCGGCCCUCGUCGAGAAUGUGUUUUCCCUCGCCUACACCGCCAUCAAUCCUCUGCUUCCAGGAAACCAAGUUGUACAAGUGAGGCAGGAGUACAAAUGAAGGUUAUUGGCCAGGGUCAAGCCUAUCUGGAAGACACAGAAUACACAGGCCAUCAAGACUCUUUCUACAGUAGUUGUCGAUCAGAGAGUGAUUGUGAAGAGGUAGAUGACAAGGACAGGCCGAUGGAUGCAGGAACAGACAAGAGGGACGAAUCAUACCCAAGACACUCACAGUCUGCGUGGGGUCAUCCCAGAAAGUCCCCAAAAGACUUUCUGUAUGAAGAAGUACAAGAUGCACAGUUUAGAUUUCCUUCUACAGAACAGUCCGAUCCUGUAGGUGUGUCCCAAAGUGAGAAUGUUGCCUGUGUGCCAGGCACUUACCUUACUGAUAAUGACAAUGAUCAGGAAAGUACAAACCACUGCUUGUUUCAUGAUGCUUGCUUCUUCAGUUCAAAUACUUCACUUGAUUCUAGCAUUAGUCAGCCUUCCUGUGCUAGUCUUGAUUCCCGCUUAGCACAUAUUUCUGGUAGUAGUAAUACUUACCACAGUAGAGUUUUGUCUCGCACUUUCUUUCUGGAUUUGGCAAAAGAUGGUCAUGAUGCCAAUUCUUCAACAAAUACGCCGUUGGUUUCACCACAGUCUCCUUCCGAAUCUCGCCGAAGGUGGGACAAAAGUGUUUGGCCAGAAGUGGAGCGAGGUUUACGCAGAAACCAGAGUGUCCCACAUAUUGACUGUGUGCGAACUGGAGAUGAUCGGCAGCAUAAGAAACAUGGAAAUUCAUUCAGCUCCCAGCACCUAUCCUCCGGUGAUCGAGAAAAACGACAGAAAAUCAUUGAUGCCGUUACUCGUCGUUUGUACCCAGGCAGUGGACCUGGGUUUGGUCGGCGUCCCAGGAAGGUGUUAGACAAGCCUAAUGUUGCAGGGGAACGCGAAUGUCGGUGUCGAAAGAAGGCAGUGUCCGACACAGAGACUCCUACUACUAAAUCCACAGGUAAAAUAGUUGUUUCUGCUCCAGGCACACCCAGACAUCUUAACCGAUUACCAUCAGUUGUUCCUGGGACGACAUCAACAUCAGUACUUCAGCGUUCACCUGGCAGCACUCCGAUUCUUUGGCGUCGAUGCAGUGCAGAAAGUGACACUGGAAGCCAUGUGCCUCUUCCAGUACGAGGAGACCAGUCGCACAAUGACAGGUCUCCGCGUAGUCCAAAACAAGAAAGUGGAAUACCUGUACUCACACGAACUACAAAGCAAGUUACUAGGCGUGAGGUUAAAACUACCACUACUACUAAAACUAGAACUUUAAACACGACUGAAACAAAAACUAUUAGUGCUGUGCCUCGUACUGAUGAUAAGCCAAGGAUGUUUAAUCAAGCAGUAGGUUGUGAUUUAAGUGAUGUUAGAAGUUAUGGUAAUGUUGGUCCAGGUGAGACUGUAGGUAUACAAGUAGGUAUGUCUUCAUUUUCUAAUAAUAGUGAUAGUGAAAAUAUAAGUGAUACUGCUUCAAAGAUUGAAAAACAACCGAUACACCCAGAAGUAGACUUGUUAAGUGAUGUAAUAGACGCUCCUAGUGGUGGGCAAGAGAGGGAGAGACGGCGGAUCCCCCUUACUCCUGCUCUGCACCAACUGAGACGUGCCUUGGCAUCACUGAAUGACCCGGAGAGGUUUUCAGAUGAUAGUUUGGAACUUUGUAAAUUAGAAACAGAUACUCAAUCACCAUUAAUAUUGCGACUCAGUCCUACACUUGCUGAUGAUGAUGAUAAUUCUCUAGGAGACAUUAGUAAAGACUCAUUGGAGGAGAGUAUGAACAGUCUUGAGUCACAGGAUGUAGCUGUUCCCUUUGAGAUUGACAAUUUGGCAUCAUCAAGACAGGAGGAAAGCAAGAGUUCUGAUGUGAGUGUGAGCAUUGUUACUGAACAACCAACUCCAGGUCAAGGUGAGCCCCAGGACCCUUUUAUUCAAUCUUUUUUCCAGGCUAUUAAUGUAUCCAACAAAGGUAGUGCCAUUGAGGUUGAAGAGUCUCAUUCCUUAUCUGACGAAAGUAGUGAUGUACUGGAUAAUGAGACUGUUGUAUCAGGUAGCCAGAGUUAUCCUAGUCCAUCAUAUGCAUCUCCUGAGAGACAGAACACUGAUAUACAUACUGUCAUUGUUAAUACUCCACCAGACUCUGCUUUACCAAGAACAGUGCGAAGAUGGACCCGUGAAAGGGUAGAGAAACGUAUCAUAGAUUCCACUAGUUCAGAGGACAGUGACCUGGAUUCUAGAAGACGGCCUCGGUUUAGAAAGCGACGUCCUCGGAGAUCAUCGCUUCCUAUUACCUCAUCACAAUCCCAGUUUGUAUAUGAACAUCAGGAUAAUUCAGACUCCACUGACUAUUUAUCAGUCCAACACUCGUCACCAGAGAAAAUCAGGCAUGAAGUUCUGGGUAUGAAAGAUAUGAAUGCUAAUAAAACUUCUAAAGCCUACUCUGCAGUGUACAGUAGUGAGGUGGACACUUCGGGGGAAUAUAAAAACUUACAGGAUGUAUAUAGCUGUGAGAACUUUAGCAUAAAGACUGCUUCCACUUAUAGUAAUGCAGGAAUAUUAAGUGAAAAGAAUGAAAAUUUGUCCAAUCCACUGUUGCCAUCAAACAGGGAUAUGCAUGAUGGGAGUACCUCUGAAUAUUUUUCAUCUCGCACUCGCAUACAACAAGAGGCCAUUACUGCUAGUCAACAUCGGCUUGACAUGAGAGUAGCUUCUUCCAGGGACAUUGACUCUCAAGAAAUGUUAAAGGAGUCUGCCAGAAGGUUGUUGCAAACAGUGAGUAAAGAUGGCCCUCUAUCAGAAGCAUCACAAUUUGCUGUGGCUGAUCUGCUAAAAGCAUCAUCUCAUCGACUAGCAAGCUAUGCAUUAGGUAUAUCUGAUGGUAACACAGAAUUGUCAGAAUUUAAUUUUCCCCGGUCUGAUAGUGGGGCUACCCUGGAUGAAGAUUAUGACACUGCUCAAGGGGAGGAAAGUUGGCAGGAGAGCUCUAAUGACUCUCACACAUCUCUUAGGAAGAAAACUUAUUCUGCUUCACGUGCUGAUUCUGAGUGCAGUACAACAUCUAAAAAGGCUUCUCCUCAGAAAGUUAAAAUGUACCAAGUUCCAGCUAAAAAAAAAUCAUCUUUUGAAGAAUUCACUAGCUCGGUGGAUCUAGUAGGUAGCAGCAGUGGAGGUGAAAUGUCUCCCAAUGAAUUUAUGGGAGACGUGACUGAUGACAGCACUUCAGCCACAACACCUAUAGCAUCUCCAGUUAGUGAGUUUGGUUCAACUGAGAGCUCAUGGGAGGAAUUUGAGGCUGCAGAUCAUGAGCAAAAAGGUGAAUUAAAUAUAUCUAAAAAACAAUUACAAGUAAUAGCUGCUGAGUUUACACCUAGGACAGCUCGACGGUUGUUGUAUACCAUUAUUGAGUGCAGUGAAAGUAGCCGCUCUGAAGGUGCACCAUCUGAACCAGAUGUUAUCCCCUCAGAUUGGCAAGAUACUCUUAGUGAUGCAGAGGAAGAAUUUGGCUCAGGAAGUGUUAGCUGUGAGGUUAGUGAAGAACCCUUGAGCUCGUCUGACGAUACCAUGCUUGAUACUGUUCGACCAAAUCAGGAUGAUCCUCAGGAUUCUCUCUCAUGUGUUUCUGAUGAUGUCUUAGCUGACUUUAAACCUGGCUUGUCAGAAGGCUGUACAGUUGCUGUUGCUCAACAGUUAGCACAGAACUUGGCUGGUUCUCUUGAAUUCCUCACAAGUUUACCUUUGUCACCAGAAUGUCCUGACAGGGAAGAUGAUUCUUGGGACAUGGACACCACGCUCAAAUCUCCUUGUCGUGAGAGUCCACAGCUGCUGGAUGAAAGGGGCUCUUUGAACACGAGUGUUCUGAUAGAUGAUCUAGCUUGUACAAACAUGCAUCCUGGACUGUUUGUAAAAAGGAGUAGUCUUCCUGAGUGUGUACCAUCUUUAGACUUAUCCCAUCUAGGAAAUUCCCCAACAUCAAGUAAGUUAUCCCUAACAUCAGAUUCAAAAGUGAGUCCUCCACUUACACCACAGAAUUCUAGCAGAGUAAGUAACAUGCAAUGUUUACAUACCAGUCAACCUGGCCAAGUGCCUAAUGAAGAUUGUAAACACAUUGUAACUAAUGUAUCUCUACCAGUAGUGCCAGCAGCCUCAAGGAGGGAAGCUAGUAAAUUGCCCCUUUUCACAGCAGAAGCUACUGUGGUAGAGACGAGAACAGAUGUUGAACAGACUUGUAAAUUGGACAAGAAUGAUUACAGGAAGGUAACUCCAGUACAGUUGAGUUGUGACCAAUCUCAAGAUAUACCAACAAUUGCAAAAGCCUUUAAAAAGCAAGAAGAAAAAGCAACAAUGGAAAAUACAGUCAUGAAAGUUGGUCCUUCUGAAAUAGAAAAUGUUCAAUCUCUUAAUGAUAUUCAAGAAAUUGGAGUAAACAAGGAAGAUUAUGUCCAACAAUCAGAAAUUUUAAGAACACCCAGAACUCGAAAUUCUUCAGCCGAUAUUGGUAUAUACGAAGCAUUGGCCACUGAGACUUCAUGUAAACCAGAAGUGAUGCCUGAGACCAUACAAAAUUCUAUGGCUCAAGUUACUCUUCCUGAUGGUAAAUUUUAUAAUGAAAGUGCAUAUUCCUUGGGGGAAGUUAAGGUCCUCCAGGCUGUAUCCUUGCCACACACUAAGGACAUUCAGACAAAAAUUGGCAGUUCCCAAUCAGUAGUGGAAGACAACAGUUCUGAAUUAAUAAUGGAAGACAACAGUUCUGAAUCAACAGUAGAAGACAACAGUUCUGAAUCAACAGUAGAAGACAACAGUUCUGAAUUAAUAGUGGAAGACAACAGUUUUGAAUCAACAGUGGAAGACAACAGUUUUGAAUCAACAGUGGAAGACAACAGUUCUGAAUUAAUAGUGGAAGACAACAGUUCUGAAUUAAUAGUGGAAGACAACAGUUCUGAAUUAAUAGCGGAAGACAACAGUUCUGAAUUAAUAGCGGAAGACAACAGUUCUGAAUUAAUAGCGGAAGACAACAGUUCUGAAUUAAUAGUGGAAGACAACAGUUCUGAAUUAAUAGUGGAAGACAACAGUUCUGAAUUAAUAGUGGAAGACAACAGUUUUGAAUCAACAGUGGAAGACAACAGUUUUGAAUCAACAGUGGAAGACAACAGUUCUGAAUUAAUAGUGGAAGACAACAGUUCUGAAUUAAUAGUGGAAGACAACAGUUCUGAAUUAAUAGUGGAAGACAACAGUUCUGAAUUAAUAGUGGAAGACAACAGUUCUGAAUUAAUAGUGGAAGACAACAGUUCUGAAUUAAUAGUGGAAGACAACAGUUCUGAAUUAAUAGUGGAAGACAACAGUUCUGAAUUAAUAGUGGAAGACAACAGUUCUGAAUCAACAGUGGAAGAUAACAGUUCUGAAUCAACAGUGGAAGACAACAGUUCUGAAUUAAUAGUGGAAGACAACAGUUCCCAUGUAGCAAGAAAUCAACCACAACAGAUGCCUAUGGUGCAGUAUCAAGCACCAUGUACAGUAUUACCACAGGACAAUAUGGUAGGGUUCAGUAUUUCUCGAGGAAUGGUUGCUUCAACACUACAAAAUUCCAUGCUGGAAGAUGGCAUUCUCCAAAACACAACAAGGGAAGUCAUUUCAUCUUCAGCUAUAACUAAUUUAACGUCACAGAAUUCCACAGCAGAUGCUGGUGCAUAUUCAGUAAUGACUCCCUUGACAUCAGACAACUCACUGUUCCAAGUUAGUUUUCCACAAACAAUAGCUACUGAAUUAUCACAGCUUCCCAGAGUGAAUGAAAAUAAAACUCUAAUUGCAACUUUCCAGCCAGAACAAUUGUCCAUGGUAAUAGACAGUACUCCACGAGCACCGGCUAAUUUAUCAACUCAAAGCUGUGCUGAGGAAAUCAUACAUUCAUACUGCACACAACAGCUUUCAGUGACAGAAGCUGAUAUGAAUGUUUCAAUAAUUUCUUUAAAGCCAGGGAAUUCUAGGGUAAAAGACAACAUUACUCAGAGAGAAAUUCUUCCACAAUCACAAUACUCUGAAGUGGAAGUUAACACUGCCGAAACAGUGAUGCCUUUAUCACUACCGAAUUCCAAGUUAAAAGUUAAGAACCUUCAAAUACGACAAGCAAUAAAUCCUCAAAUGCCUGAGAAUGCAAUGCACGAAGUCUGCACUACUCAAGAAGAAGUUCAUCUUCCACCACUGAGCUCUGUUAUAGAAGUCAGCAGUGCUCAUGUUAUGACAACUCUCACACCACAGAGGUCCAAAAUAGAUGUUAACACUCCGCAUGUGGUGAUUCCUCAAAUACUGGACAACUUGGCUGAUGUCGGCAGGCCACAAGUAGUGUCUUCCCUACUACCACAGGACACAGUAGAGGAAGUCAGCAGUAGUGAAGAAGUGAUUCCUCAAGUUCCACUCAGCUCAUUAGAGAAGGUAAAACCUCCUUUAAGAAAACAAGAAGCCAUAAUUGAUGUGACUUUUAUAACUCCUCAAAACUCUGUGGUGCAAGUUAGUGGAACUCAAACACUGCCUCCUGCCACACUAGAGAGCAUGACAGAGGAUAGCAUCAGCAAUGAAAAAGUUUCUUUUGCACCACAGAACACCAUGAUGGAAGCCAGCAGCAAUUACACAGUAAUAUCUCAAAAACGACAACAUUCUGUGGUAGAAGUUAUUGCACCUAGAGUCAUGAGUCCUUUACCACCACUGAACAUUAUGACUGAACUCGGUAAUAUUCACACAGUGACUCCUUUAAUACCACAAAACUCCAUGGUAGAAAUUACAACUUCUCAAGCAGUGACUCCUCUAACACCACACAACUCCAUGGUGGAAGUCCUAACUUCUCAAGCAGUGACACCUCUAACACCACAAAACUCCAUAGUGGAAGUCCUAACUUCUCAAGCAGUGACUCCUCUGAGACCACAGAACUCAGUGGUAGAAAUUGGUACUCAAGAAGUAAAUAGUGUCUCUUUGGAGGAAUCUACAAUAAAUAUUGGAUCUCUUCAGGAGUUGAGUUUUGAAUUAGAGCAGGACUCCAUGUUUGAUGCAAGUGCGCCACAUCAAGUAAGCUCCAUGAUGGGAAUUAAAAAUUAUCAGGAGGAAGUAACUCUUCUACCACAAAACUAUUCUGUUUUAAAUGUUAAUUCCCAUGAGGUAACUACGGAUACUCCUUUGACACCUCAGAUACCCAAAGUUGAAGUUAUUGUUUCCCAAACAGUGACUACUUUAUCACCACAGAGCUCUAAUAUUCAGACCAGUAAUAUAGUGGAUCAGUCUCAUGUAGAUGUUACUAUUACUAAAGCAGUAACUCCUCUAACACCACAGAUCUCCAUGGUGGAAGAUUCAACUUCUGAAGCAGUAACUCUUAUACCACAGAACUCCAUGGUGGAAGUUUCAACUAAUGAAGCUGUGACUCCUCUAACACCACAGAACUCCAUGGUGGAAGUUUCAACUUCUGAAGCUGUGACUCCUCUAACACCACAGAACUCCAUGGUGGAAGUUUCAACUAAUGAAGCUGUGACUCCUCUAACACCACAGAACUCCAUGGUGGAAGUUUCAACUAAUGAAGCUGUGACUCCUCUAACACCACAGAACUCCAUGGUGGAAGUUUCAACUUCUCAAGCAGUGACUCCUCUAACACCACAGAACUCCAUGGUGGAAGUUUCAACUAAUGAAGCUGUGACUCCUCUAACACCACAGAACUCCAUGGUGGAAGUUUCAACUAAUGAAGCUGUGACUCCUCUAACACCACAGAACUCCAUGGUGGAAGUUUCAACUUCUCAAGCAGUGACUCCUCUAACACCACAGAACUCCAUGGUGGAAGUUUCAACUAAUGAAGCUGUGACUCCUCUAACACCACAGAACUCCAUGGUGGAAGUUUCAACUAAUGAAGCUGUGACUCCUCUAACACCACAGAACUCCAUGGUGGAAGUUUCAACUUCUCAAGCAGUGACUCCUCUAACACCACAGAACUCCAUGGUGGAAGUUUCAACUAAUGAAGCUGUGACUCCUCUAACACCACAGAACUCCAUGGUGGAAGUUUCAACUAAUGAAGCUGUGACUCCUCUAACACCACAGAACUCCAUGGUGGAAGUUUCAACUUCUCAAGCAGUGACUCCUCUAACACCACAGAACUCCAUGGUGGAAGUUUCAACUUCUCAAGCAGUGACUCCUCUAACACUACAGAACUCCAUGGUGGAAGUUUCAACUUCUCAAGCAGUGACUCCUCUAACACCACAGAACUCCAUGGUGGAAGUUUCAACUUCUCAAGCAGUGACUCCUCUAACACCACAGAACUCCAUGGUGGAAGUUUCAACUUCUCAAGCAGUGACUCCUCUAACACCACAGAACUCCAUGGUGGAAGUUUCAACUUCUCAAGCAGUGACUCCUCUAACACCACAGAACUCCAUGGUUGAAGUUUAACUUCUCAAGC
Molecule: messenger RNA, 11040 nt
Organism: Homarus americanus (American lobster)
Lineage: Eukaryota; Metazoa; Arthropoda; Malacostraca; Decapoda; Nephropidae
Exons: 15
Coding region: 126-11030 (3634 amino acids)
Biological process (GO): microtubule-based movement
Molecular function (GO): ATP binding; microtubule binding; microtubule motor activity
Source: RefSeq, a predicted model, not a curated record